AUGUCUGUCAUGCCCAUUGGUCCAACGACAUGCCACAGGCUGGAUUCCGAAAAACAGGGCUAUUUGAGAAGCUUGGCAGUGAAAUUGAGCGCAGCUUUGCACACUGGCUGCCCAGCUCAGCUGGUGCUUUUGGCCCUACGCUUCGGCGAGGUGAUUACGGAGGAGGACGUGCAACGAGUGUGUCAUAGCCUAUCUGAGAGACGAUCAAAGGACCAGUCAGGCUUGCACUUUACGGCCCUGUGUGCUCUGAUGGCACCAGAUGAGUGGCUUGACAACGGCAAGGGGGGAUGCACCCGGGAGGAGAAUGGAGACACGAAGGUGGGUGCCUCAGGGAGACGCGCGAGAGUCAAUGGCUACACGGGGUGGUUGCAGUUUGUUGCUCCCGCUAUGCAGGCGCUCAAGCGGGCCUUGCGCGCGGAAGCGCAAGAGAGGCUAGUGGCGGAGCAGGAGCAAAAGAAAGGAAAGGCGCAACCUUGCCGAGAAGAAUCGCAUGCGGGGCUUCUUUGUAGCUUGGAUGAUACUUUGGCCUUGGGUACCCAGAAGGCGAUGGUCUUCGACUUGAUCACGGUGGGGGUUGCGGUGAUCAUCUCGAAUGCUCUGGUGAUGGGCGUCAGCACGGAUGUGGAUUCAGAGAGCACCGCCUGGGAUGUCACGGAAGUGGGCUUCUUUGUUUUCUACCUCUUGGAGUACUUGAUCAAGCUCCGCACGCAGAGCUGCCGCGGCUACUACACCGGUUCCCCGAUUUUCGAGCUUCCAGGCUCAGAUGCCUUCAUGCUGGUGAGAAUGCUGGGACGCCCCAGUUGUAGCAUCCCCUCUGGGUUGCGACUGGCACGACUCGCCCGCUUGGUGUGGGUGCGACUGAUGCGUUUCCGGAUGUUCCGAGAGUUGAAGCUGAUGGUCCUGGGCCUCUUUUCUGGGCUGCGUGCCCUAGGAUCAUUUAUGUUCGGACCUCAGUCCAGCGAGUUUCCAUGGUAUCGUUGCCUUCCCCGUUUGCUGGAUACGUGGCAGGUGGGCCUCUUCAACCUCAUCAUGGAUUUCUAUCCAGUGGAUCUGGUGGUUCAGCGCGUGCGUAACUUGGAGGUCUUGAGAUCGCAGGGGCAACGCAAGCUGCGAGAGAUCGGUGCAGGGACUCAGGGGACUCAGUGGAGGUUCCUGUGUGAAAACACUGUGGCCACAUCAAAUCGGGGACUCUUCAGUCGUCUCUCUGCGUCCGCGCAGCAGCAGCUGACAUCUCUGACCUCCAAAGAUGACUACUACAGCGAUCAGGCGGCGAAGAAGAAGGUGGCGGAAGCCGCCUAUCGAAUUCUCCAAGAGGAUCAGGUACGAACUCGGGCGGAAUUUCAAGGUCUGCAUCUCCAGAGAAAUGUCUCCUUGCUGUUCGCCCUGUGGCUACAAGAUACCGAGUUCACAGCCAUGUUGGAGGAAGCCGAUGUGGAUAUGUCCGACAAGUUCCGCAUGUUUGACAUCUUGGACGUGGAUAUGGGAGGCGAACUUUCUGCCGAUGAAUUGGUGACGGGUCUUAUGCAGUACCUCGGCGGAACCAUCGCACCUGAUGGCUGCGCGGAGAUGUAUCGAAGCUUGGUUUCGAGGAAAGGCGACAUUGUGGCGAUCAUGCUCAAGGUGCGACACCUGACCUAUGCCAUCGAAGAAAUCCAACAAACCCUGAAGGAAUCUUGCGAAGGAAUUUUCGGCUGUGGAGCUGUCUUAGACACCUCCGGCCGUUUGUCCAUUGCUCUGGGCGCGACAUCUCUGACACA
Cladocopium goreaui is the source of this 1757-nucleotide messenger RNA. NCBI's taxonomy places the organism in Eukaryota, Dinophyceae, Suessiales, Symbiodiniaceae. The record is from the annotation of a GenBank genome assembly.